AUGAAUGGCACGUGCAUCACAUUAAAUGGUUCUCCAACCGACACAACUACCUUCCUACGCCCUAAAUUGGCGGGAACAUUUUAUUUACAACAACCAGGAUUUGAACCAUGUCCAUCAACAGUAACAUGUGGAGAAAGAGAAGAAUAUCCAUUUAGUAGUAUAUCUGAAGCACUAAGAGAAACAGCAAAAUAUGCAAAUGAAAAGAGAGUAUUUAUGUUUGGCAAGGGAGAGUAUACGGGUGCCGACAAUUUCGAUCAUCACAUCAAUGGAGGAGAUGUAGAAUUUAUCAAUCCAACCUUUGACGUUCGUACAGUGAUUAUUGAAUGUUCAUCAGUCUAUCCACCAGUGUUUACCGUGACCAAUGCAUCGUUUGUUUUGCGUGACAUUACCAUCAAGUAUUGUGGAGGAGCCUUUGCCCCAGUAGUCUUUGAAAACUCUGUUGGUACACUUACCAACGUCCAAUUUGACUAUACCACCGGUAGUCUUGCCACAUCUGUCUAUGUAGGUCAGAAAAGUUCGGUACAAGUGAUUGGUGGUCGUUACAAUGCCGGUAUCUAUCCAACUCGUCCUUUCAUCCGUACAAGUGGUCACUCAGAACUUGAUAUCCUCCAACUCAACAGUAGUAUGUUGGACAUGUCAGUUACCAACUAUCUCCAACUCGAACAACCAAUGGUCAUUUGUCAAGACUCUCGUGUCACUGUAGACUCUUCAUCGUUUGCUCGUUACUCUUGUCAAUCUGGAUGUAGUGUCAUUGCCACUAGCACAGGUACCAAUAUUUGUCCCAUCUAUUACAGUGUACCAGAACCAAUAUUCAAGUAUGAAGGUGUUGGAUCUACCUAUCAAUGCAUAGAUACCAAAUGUGGUGAUCAGAAAUGUGAUCCAUAUGAAGUAUUUUUCUGUAGUACUGAUUGUCCCAACACCAUCUUUGAAGGAUUGACACCUGGUUUCUAUACCGAGACCUUUUUCUCUACCAAUUGUCGUGCCUCUAUCGAAAUUAUUGGUGAACCAGUCAUCAGCGACUUUUUAAACGCCUAUCCCGAAGGUUAUGCCACUCUCUUUGCCUACUUUAGAGUUCCAUCAUCCAAGGUCUACCAAUUCACAGCAGAAUCCAACGAUAUUGAAGCCGUCAUUGAAAUUGACAAUGCUCAAGUCUAUCAUAGUUCCGAAGAAUCCUCCAAUGGUUCACCUGCAACCUUUGAACGUUUUAUUGAAGGUCCAGUCGUCCAUAGUAUCAAAAUUACCCUAUUUACUAAACCAUUUAGUAAUUUACGUUCAUUUUCUUUAAAAUCUGAUAAAUCUAUUAAUUAUUUUUAUUCAAAAAAUAAAUGUGGAGAUGGUAUUAAAGAUAAUGGAGAAGUAUGUGUUUAUGAUGAAAAAGGAUGGACAUCACAAGCAUCAUGUGGUGAUGGUAUUUGUAAUGAAGUUAAUUUUGAAUCAUGUUUUGUAGAUUGUCAUGCACAAUUUACUACAACAUGUAGUGCUACCAAUGUACCAGAUAAUCAUUUGUCACCAGGAUACACCAUCAAUGAUGACACUUUGGGAGAUAUGAUUUCAAAUCAACAAAUCUGGCAUUUACCAGGUUCUGAACAUUUGUCAUCUGGUUUUGAUAUUGUAAAGGGUGAGGAAGGUGCUCUUCCAAUCUUUUAUUUCGACUAUUGCACCAAAGAAGAAAAGAACCUCUUACAAGAUGUCUAUCGUCAAUCCAUCUAUGAAUUACCAGAAGAAUUGACUGGUGGUGUUCAUCCAAAAUGUACUUUUGAUACAAGUCAACAAACUCAUUCAAGUAUUUCUCAAUUUAGAACUGAAAAGUCUCAAAGUACAAGCUUUAAUAUUGAUGGUAGUGCAGGAGGAGGAUGGGGAGGAUAUAGUGCACAAGUUGCAGCAUCUUAUUCAAAGGAUAGAUCAGUUAAUCAAGCCAUGUCAUUAUCGACUAGUGCAGAGUCGACAGUCAUUUCAACCAGUCUUAUUUGUACAACAUCAUCUGUAGAGAUGGUUAAAUAUACAUUCCAUCCAUCGUUUUUAAAGGAAUUGGCAUCGGUUAAAUUCUCUCGUGACAUGUAUGAAGUAGUCAAACGAUAUGGUACUCACUUUUAUCAGACUGCUGUGCUUGGAGGUUCGUUGAAACAAUUGACAGUGAUUGAUAAACAAACCUAUCAAUCUGAAUCAUCUACCUCGUGGCAAGAAAGUUCACAGCGAUCAUUCUCUGCAUCUGCAUCUGCUCCCGUCAUGCAAGCAAGUGGUCGUUAUGCCGACACGUCUGAUUACACUGUAUCUGGUGAACGUCAAGAAUCAAUGGAAUCAAAGUCAUCUAGAUCAAGCGUCGAGGUGCUCGGAGGAGAACCAGGAUCCUAUUCACCAGACUCUCCCAACCAAGGAAACAUGUUACAAUCUUGGGCCAAGAGUUUGGACUUCCUUCCCGUGCCAGUAGAAUACAAACUCAGUCCCAUUAGAGAUAUUCUACCAGACGAUUGGAAGAAUGCCGAUGGUAACAGUAUCAAGGAUCUAUGGAUGCAAGGUGAGACCCAGUACUAUGAAGAGAAUGCAUUCUUUGGUGCCGUUGGUGUGUCUGGAGCCAUCUUUAUCACCAUUACACCAGAGAUGCCCACCGAGCAAUUUACCACUCCCCAAGUCGACCCUGCCGCCUAUGUUAAUGUCCAUUGGAAGAAUGCCAAGGGUGAGCUUGUUACUACCCGUGUCGACCUCGAGGGAAUCAUGACCACCACCACCAAAGAUGCCAUUCCCAUGAUGAUCGAUUUCAGUCAGAGCGAACAGGCCCCCGACAUUUAUCAAUGGAGUAAAAAGGCCUUUACCAACAAAACCGCUGUCUGGAACUCCCCCAUCCCCAAACAACAUUAUCAUCCAAGCAUCUACACCUCUCGUAUGCCAUGGCGUGUCAACUUUAACCUCGCCAGCAAAGACAACUUUUUCGAAUCCACUCAAAAGCCAACCAUCACCCACAAACUGCCCACCCUCCCAACCACCAAACGAUUCGAAUUCCACUUUGUCGAUUUCAAGGGAAGUCGUGGAUUCAAAGUUGACAAUACACAAAAUGUUGUCACUUCUCAAUAUAUUGACUUUUAUCUUACUAGUUUUGGUCAUUACUGGAGUGACUAUCCAUCGUAUCUCGUCAGACCCGGUAUAACAAGAUGCAAGUCUGAUUCUGAUUCUAUUGCCCAGGUUAUGGAAUGUCUCUACAAGACCACCAAGAAAUACGAUACCUUUACCAUGUAUCGUGGAGCUGUUAACGCUGCCAACCCACACAUCUCUGUUCAAUACGAUUACAAUGCCGUCAAGACAAGAACCAUCGAUUGGUGGUCCAAGGAAUUCAAGGCCUACACUGGAGCCAACAAAAACACCCUUGCCUUUACAGCACAAGAUUACUAUGGCUCUCAGUUUAGACUUGCCUGGGUCAUGGUCUUUGAAUCUUCAUCCUCUUGGUUGAGACCAAUCGUUGGUUAUACCGCCCCUAGAUCCAUGUCUUCAUUCAUCACCCCUCGUCUUUUUGCAAAUGCAACCAAUGCAAACACUGCCAUUCCCUUGCCAUCUGUUAAAUUACAACCUCUUCGUCAAUUGAAUGAUUUUGAUUUCUUUACUACAAAUUAUGGAAUAUUGGCUGUUAUAUUUGUUGUAGAUGCAGCCGAUAGAGAAAGAGGCAAAGAAUCAAUUAAUGAAUGCGAUCAAUGA
Molecule: messenger RNA, 3684 nt
Organism: Cavenderia fasciculata
Lineage: Eukaryota; Evosea; Eumycetozoa; Acytosteliales; Cavenderiaceae
Exons: 5
Coding region: 1-3684 (1227 amino acids)
Source: RefSeq, a predicted model, not a curated record